Molecule: messenger RNA, 591 nt
Organism: Colletes gigas
Lineage: Eukaryota; Metazoa; Arthropoda; Insecta; Hymenoptera; Colletidae
Gene: B9d1
Product: B9 domain-containing protein 1
Exons: 5
Coding region: 8-577 (189 amino acids)
Biological process (GO): cilium assembly
Cellular component (GO): MKS complex
Source: RefSeq, a predicted model, not a curated record
AUUCGUCAUGUCGGUCGAGGGUGAAUUUUUCCUAUCGAUCACCGGUUCCAUCGAGCACGCGGAAUUUUACGACGUCGAUAACGCCUACUGCAAGUACGGAUUUCAUUUUGGGCCCGAAUGGAGCGUGGUCGCCGGUAUCGAGGAGGGUCUGACGCAGAUGUGUAAGUGUAGCAGCGACCCUCGAAACUUAGCCGUUUGGAACUUUCCCUUAGAAAUCACGUUCAGAAGCACCAAUCCGCACGGAUGGCCACAGCUAAUAAUAUCAAUCUACGGUCUGGACAUCUUUGGACACGAUGUCAUCAGAGGUUACGGAGUAUGUCAUUUACCGCUAACGACAGGUCAUCACGAGAAAAGGGUAUCGGUGUACGUGCCGGAGUCUUCUUCGACAUUACAACGAUUUGCAGCCUGGUUAACUGGUAGGAGGCCAGAACUAAUUGAUCCAGCGAUAUUGGCCUCUGGCGGCGGAAGAGAACUCACGCGCAUGAGAGUGGAGGGUAUUGUUACCGUAACGUUCAACGCGGUGCUGAAAGAUUUCUAUAAGUUGGGCUACAACAAUGGCGAGAAGCAUAAGAAGUAAUGAGAUUUAGCGAC